AUGAGCGUCCCGGAAUGGGCGAAAAACGAACAAUCCAUUGAUGAAGCGAAGAGUUACUUGCGCCAGGGAAAUUCCGUGGAUUUCUUUGAGCUGAUAUCCAGCUCUGUUCUCAGAGAGCACCCUAACGACAUAGCAGUCUUCUGUUUAGAGUUGGUGCAGAAGAUUGCAGACGGGAAAGAGACCUCAGUGUAUGAUGAAUCCCAUAAGAAGAAAGUAGAGGACAAUAGGUAUGUGCGAGAAAAGAACGUCUGUGAAUUUCUUAAUGAGUGGAUUUUGGCAUUGCUGAAGGAGCGUCCAACGACAGAUGGUGACCGCAUCGAGUUUCACAAACGAUACCUGCAAUCAGUGAUAGCUGGCGGAAGCGAUCGUAAUGGGGGCGCAGUAAGUGAAGGGGAAGAAAAACUGCAAGCUGAGGAAGGUGAAAGCCAGAAGGCAGAGAAUCCAUGA
Messenger RNA from Trypanosoma cruzi, 447 nucleotides. RefSeq lists its product as uncharacterized. The record is from RefSeq and is a predicted model, not a curated record. Lineage: Eukaryota; Euglenozoa; Kinetoplastea; Trypanosomatida; Trypanosomatidae. The coding region runs from base 1 to 447 and encodes 148 amino acids. The transcript has a single exon.